Molecule: messenger RNA, 1413 nt
Organism: Macadamia integrifolia
Lineage: Eukaryota; Viridiplantae; Streptophyta; Magnoliopsida; Proteales; Proteaceae
Product: G-type lectin S-receptor-like serine/threonine-protein kinase LECRK2
Exons: 1
Coding region: 1-1413 (470 amino acids)
Biological process (GO): recognition of pollen
Source: RefSeq, a predicted model, not a curated record
AUGGCGUCUGCUACCUUCGUGUUGCUACUAUUCCUACUCCUCCUACUCCUAGUCCUCUCUUCACUUCAAUUUUCUGCUGCCGGUAGUAUUAAUCGUACACAAUCACCCAAAUACACUAAACCUGAUCAUCGAAUUGACUUAGGAUCCUCUCUCUCCCCUUCCUCUGCUAAUUCGUCAUGGCCAUCUCUUUAUGGUAGAUUUGCCUUUGGAUUUUAUCCACAAGGAAAUAGUGGGUUUGCCAUUGGAAUUUGGUAUGCCCAAAUACCUCAACAUUCAGUUGUCGUAUGGACUCCAAACCCAAACUAUCCACCUUUCUCCUCCAAUGCCACGUUGAACCUUACCAGUGCUGGAAGUUUCAUCCUAAAACGCACGCCACAAGACCCAGAAGAACAUUUUGUAUACGAUGGGUUUUAUAUCUCUUGGGCUUACAUGUCUGAUUCUGGCAAUUUCGCUCUAUUUGAUUCAGGACAUAACAAUUUAUGGCAAAGUUUUGAUUUCCCUACCAACAACCUUUUGCCAGGUCAAAGUCUUCUCCCAGGGCAAGCGAUGCACUCUAGUGUAUCAGAAACCAACCACUCCGAUGGAAGAUUUGUGCUCGUUAUGGAGCAAGAAGGCAAUCUUGUUCAAUAUCCCUCUGGAAAGUUGACGAAGAAAUUUGCAUAUUGGGAAUCAGCUACCAAUAUGUAUACUCUUGGAGAUUACGUGACAUUAAAUCUUGAUGAGGAAGGAUCCCUCUAUUUGUCUAAUAGUUCCGGACACACUGUGAAGAAUCUAGCCACCGGUGGAACUCCCAUCAACGACACAGUUUUUUACCGCAUGACGCUCGACGUUGAUGGGAUCUUCAGACUCUAUUCCAUUGGUUUGGACGAUCAGAAGAAGAGUAAAUCAUGGUCGAUCAUGUGGGAAUCAUCAACUGAUAAGUGUAUUCCCAAAGGCAUUUGUGGCAUGAACGCGUAUUGUACGUAUAAUCCUAUGGAGGAUAAGGAGGCAGUAUGUAACUGUAUUCCUGGUUUCGACUUCAUUGAUAAGACUCAACAGGGUUCGGAUUGCCGCCUGCAGAGUGAUCAUCAUCAGGAUUGCAGUGGAAUCCUGAUACAAAAUGGAAACUUCUUCAUGCCUAAAUUGGAGCACGUCAACUGGGAAGAUCAAUAUGAAGUUUUUCCAUUCCCAACUGAAGGAGCAUGCAAAGAGGCUUGCUUGCUCGACAGUGACUGUGAAGUUGCAUUGUUUGGAGAUGAUGAUCAGUCGUGCAGUUUACAGAAACUCCCAUUGAGAUACGGAAGAAGACCAGUAAACACAUCUACUGCCACCACCUUAACUUUUGUUAGAGGCAGAAAUUGUGGCAGUUUCACCACUCCAGAUACUCUUCCACACUACUCUACUUGUUUUUAUGUACGACUAAUUCAUUUGUAA